AGCAGAAAAGUCCAAAGCAGUGUGAGGACAACCGCCAGGUGGUGGCUCAGAGGAGGACACAGUCGCUGUGGGCAGGUGGUCAGGGCGCAGGAGGGAAUGAGCUGUGGAUUUUUAGUAAUCUACAACAAUCAGGCAGUUCCAGGACACAGGGAAGUGAGUGUGAACAGCCAAUGGACCCGGAGCCGAGAGCCUGGGCAGGCGUAGGCUGGACUAUGGACGCCCUGCAACCCUGCCAGGCUGGGAAGGGGAGGCUUGAUCCUGAGCGCGUGUUAGGAAGGAGAUGCCCAGGUUCAGGUGUAUCGUGCAUUUUUUUUCCACAGUGCAGAAAUGACAUUUCUGGUUGGUCUUGAAUGUCUGCUCUGGCCAAGCCACCUCCUCUCAUGCUAGCUAACCAAGUGGCACGUGUGCCCACGCAGGCCAUUCUAAGGAACACUGUAAUUGUCUAGACAAUUUUCUCUCAAAUACUCCGUCCUGGAAGCGUCUGGUUGGCAGAAGAGGGAAGGCAGGAGGGUGGCAGCGUCCCGGCUGAGUCCUCUUGCACAUGGGAGCUGGAGUCCAGCCAGGCUCCAGAGCGGCUCCGGCUGGCAAGGGACCUGAACAGGAAGAUGAGACUCGAGGUUUUCUGCAUGUGAGUUUGGGGUGAAGCUGUGGAUGUGGGGUGGGCGGGCUGGGGUUGACAGUCAUCUGUUUUGGAAGCCCUUAGGCCCUGCCGGUUAGAUGUGCAUGCAGCCAGGGGUCCGAGCGUUCUCCAGAGGAAGGGACCGUGCUGGCCCCUACAGGAAAGGAAGCUGCAGGCUGGUCUGGGUGGCCUCCAGAGGACCCCACGCAGCUGGCAUGAGGGCAGCCAGGCUCCUAAUGAGCCAGGAACGACAAUAAUCCAGUUCCUGAGUGUUUGGGCAGAACUCUUUUCAUCGCUUACCAGGCCUGUUUGGGAGGAAGGACUGAAUCUGUUCAGUGUUUUGAGGCCACAGCUCAGCUCGGGGAGCUCAGCGCCACUGCCCCCUUCUGUCUGCUGGGACUCCCUCGUUUUUCUGCAAAGAGGGCCAGGCAGACUGUUCCGAGUUUCCAGACUUGGGAACAUUCUCCUGCUCCCUAAAUACACCCCUGCCCUCCAACACAGACACAUAUUGGCAUGGCAGGAGAGGGGGGGAAGUGAUAGAUCUCUCUCAAUGAGGGUAAAAAAUGGUGCUGAAGAGGAGAAAUGCCAUGCAAUUUGAGACGUGAGUUAAUCCUUCAGUUACCUGGGGCCCCACAUCCCCAACAGCUGCCACGGCUUCCCAGGAUGGGCAGGAGGGACCCAGGCAAAAUAGAAAAGGAACCAGGAUUAGUGUCCUGAGACCGUCCCCAAACCUUGGAGUGCUGUCCUCACUGGCUUUAACUGGGUGCUGGCUUUAAUUCCCGCAGUGUUCAAAGCCAAACAUCUCUUGAUCACUGGGUUUCAUUUUUGAAGUCUUGGGAAACCAGAGGACAGUUCAUCAUCGUGUGCUUCCAGGGGCUGGGCCCAGGUCUGCUGUGAAAAGAUGCUGUCAUCUGAGCUCAGCGUUCAUGCCCGUGUCUCUCAGUCACUCACUGGAGUUGGGGACGGGCUUAUCUGUUAGGAUGAUAAAACUUCCAUAGCAUACGCCUUGCAUUUGCUGGUAUCUGUCCCAAAGGGCUUGUCAGUUUUUACAUAUAUUAUCUCAGCAUCUUCUAGAUGUCUCUGCAGAGGAGCUAUUCCUAUGUAGACAGUCAUUCCUGUGUAGACAGUGAGUAAUAGGCUGAGCAGCUUGCCCAAGAUUAGUCAGAAUUGAAGCCAGCGCCAGCCCCCAUCCUUAUCUGGCUCCAAUCUGAUUUGCAUAUCUCAAGCUUACUGUGUUUUAUUUACCCAUCUGUAUAAAGGGUUCAAUGCUUCUUAAGACAUCUACAGAAAAAUCUAUAAAAAGGAAGACACGUAGAUUCUUCCUUUGGUGCUAUGAAAAUGUCACUAUUAAAUAUUUCCUGUUUUCCAGUUAGUUUUUAGUUUUUAGGUAAAGAUCAAUAAAAUGGAAUAUGUCCAUUAUUGUUUUUAAAAAAAUCAUUCUGUUGCCUAUAUAUCAGAAAAGAUCUUUCAUUACGCAGAGUAAGAAGUCUAAAAGUCUGUUUUCAAGGCUAGUGCCAAUGUGUUUUUAAAACGCAGGUGGCCAGCCUUGCCAGUUCAGGAAUGAUUCUUGGCGUUUUCAAACUCAAACGUUCCUCCUUCCAGCUAAUCUGUGGAUUCUUCACUCGCACCAUUUGCAGGACAAGUGGCUGCCAGGGCCAGGGACUUUUCACCGGGUGACCAACAGCAACAUAGUGUGGGGAAUUUUCUACUCUGGGCCAUUUGCUGAGAGGGCUCCUGGGCCUAAGCUGCUACCACCUCCUUUAUCUCUCCCUGUCGGGUGACUCUAUAAAAAGACAGGAGAAGCUGAGGCUCAUUCACUCACUUUGUCCACUUCAUUCCCAAGAGAAGUGUCGGGGGGACCUGCCAGGCUUAGGGGAAGCUCUGAGCUGAGCCCCUUGUGCAAAGAGGCGAGCCACCCAGAGGCAGCUGUUCCCUUCUAGGCCUGGAAGUGCACAUGCUCAUCUACAGCUUUCUUGGAAGAAGAAAGAAACAAAAACUGAGAUUUAGAACACCAGGUCUGUUUCCACUGGCGGCCACUCUUGGGCACUGGAGACCAGCAAGAGCUUUGUUUUUAAAAGGCUCUUCCAUGGCAGAUAUUCGCAGAGGCAUCAGGGCUACACUUAAAUGAAGGGCUCCGGCUGGCACCUGAGGAGCGGCGUGACCCCGAGGGCCCAGGGAGCUGCCCGGCUGGCCUAGGCAGGCAGCCGCACCAUGGCCAGCACGGCCGUGCAGCUUCUGGGCUUCCUGCUCAGCUUCCUGGGCAUGGUGGGCACGUUGAUCACCACCAUCCUGCCGCACUGGCGGAGGACAGCGCACGUGGGCACCAACAUCCUCACGGCCGUGUCCUACCUGAAAGGGCUCUGGAUGGAGUGUGUGUGGCACAGCACAGGCAUCUACCAGUGCCAGAUCUACCGAUCCCUGCUGGCGCUGCCCCAAGACCUCCAGGCUGCCCGCGCCCUCAUGGUCAUCUCCUGCCUGCUCUCGGGCAUAGCCUGCGCCUGCGCCGUCAUCGGGAUGAAGUGCACGCGCUGCGCCAAGGGCACACCCGCCAAGACCACCUUUGCCAUCCUCGGCGGCACCCUCUUCAUCCUGGCCGGCCUCCUGUGCAUGGUGGCCGUCUCCUGGACCACCAACGACGUGGUGCAGAACUUCUACAACCCGCUGCUGCCCAGCGGCAUGAAGUUUGAGAUUGGCCAGGCCCUGUACCUGGGCUUCAUCUCCUCGUCCCUCUCGCUCAUUGGUGGCACCCUGCUUUGCCUGUCCUGCCAGGACGAGGCACCCUACAGGCCCUACCAGGCCCCGCCCAGGGCCACCACGACCACUGCAAACACCGCACCUGCCUACCAGCCACCAGCUGCCUACAAAGACAAUCGGGCCCCCUCAGUGACCUCGGCCACGCACAGCGGGUACAGGCUGAACGACUACGUGUGAGUCCCCACAGCCUGCUUCUCCCCUGGGCUGCUGUGGGCUGGGUCCCCGGCGGGACUGUCAAUGGAGGCAGGGGUUCCAGCACAAAGUUUACUUCUGGGCAAUUUUUGUAUCCAAGGAAAUAAUGUGAAUGCGAGGAAAUGUCUUUAGAGCACAGGGACAGAGGGGGAAAUAAGAGGAGGAGAAAGCUCUCUAUACCAAAGACUGAAAAAAAAAAUCCUGUCUGUUUUUGUAUUUAUUAUAUAUAUUUAUGUGGGUGAUUUGAUAACAAGUUUAAUAUAAAGUGACUUGGGAGUUUGGUCAGUGGGGUUGGUUUGUGAUCCAGGAAUAAACCUUGCGGAUGUGGCUGUUUAUGAAA
Molecule: messenger RNA, 3905 nt
Organism: Homo sapiens (human)
Lineage: Eukaryota; Metazoa; Chordata; Mammalia; Primates; Hominidae
Gene: CLDN14
Product: claudin 14
Exons: 2
Coding region: 2831-3550 (239 amino acids)
Cellular component (GO): membrane; bicellular tight junction; plasma membrane
Molecular function (GO): structural molecule activity
Source: RefSeq, a predicted model, not a curated record